Messenger RNA from Glycine soja, 874 nucleotides. Its product is annotated as 60S ribosomal protein L18a-like. The coding region runs from base 128 to 664 and encodes 178 amino acids. The transcript has 4 exons. The record is from RefSeq and is a predicted model, not a curated record. Gene Ontology annotation, molecular function: structural constituent of ribosome. Gene Ontology annotation, biological process: translation. Gene Ontology annotation, cellular component: ribosome; cytosolic large ribosomal subunit. NCBI's taxonomy places the organism in Eukaryota, Viridiplantae, Streptophyta, Magnoliopsida, Fabales, Fabaceae.
AGUUAAAAGUUAGGGUUUCGAGCUUCUUUAAAUACGCAAAAAACCCUACUUUGCUCCUCUUCAUCGUAGCGCCAGACUGAGAGGAAGAGAGAGGGAGAUUCUUUGUUUGCUACCUUCUCUCGGAAAAAUGGUUACGUUCAGGUUUCACCAGUACCAGGUGGUUGGGAGGGCUCUUCCCACGGAAGCAGAUCAGCACCCCAAGAUCUACCGAAUGAAGCUCUGGGCCACCAACGAGGUUCGCGCCAAGUCCAAGUUCUGGUAUUUUCUGAGGAAACUGAAAAAGGUGAAGAAGAGCAAUGGCCAAGUGCUUGCCAUCAACGAGAUUUUUGAGAAGAACCCAACCAAAAUUAAGAACUAUGGUAUAUGGUUGCGGUAUCAGAGUAGGACUGGUUACCACAACAUGUACAAGGAGUACCGUGACACCACUCUAAACGGUGCAGUUGAGGCAAUGUACAAUGAAAUGGCUUCUCGUCACAGGGUCAGGAGCCCUUGCAUCCAAAUUAUCAAGACUGCGACCAUCCCAGCUAAGCUUUGCAAGAGGGAGAGCACCAAGCAAUUUCACAAUUCCAAAAUCAAGUUCCCAUUGGUCUACAAGAAAGUUAGACCACCUACCAGAAAGCUGAAGACCACAUACAAGGCCAAAAAGCCCAACUUGUUUAUGUAACGUGGUUGAUGAAUGAGUUACAAAUACUUGGUGUCUAUCAGGCGUUUUUAGUAGAGACGUACCCGUUGGUUUUUUACUGCCAGAUUUUGUUUGAGGUUCUUUUAGACUAUUUUCAUUGGGUUUAUCUUUAUGUUUCUGUUGGAUAUUAUCUUUUGAUCAUUUUGAUAAUUGAGUAGAAUUGAACAAAAUUUAUAUAUAUGGCUGUUAACC